This is a messenger RNA of Phytophthora nicotianae INRA-310, 1533 nucleotides long. RefSeq lists its product as hypothetical. NCBI's taxonomy places the organism in Eukaryota, Oomycota, Peronosporomycetes, Peronosporales, Peronosporaceae. Gene Ontology annotation, biological process: amino acid transmembrane transport. Gene Ontology annotation, molecular function: amino acid transmembrane transporter activity. The coding region runs from base 1 to 1533 and encodes 510 amino acids. The transcript has a single exon. The record is from RefSeq and is a predicted model, not a curated record. Gene Ontology annotation, cellular component: vacuolar membrane.
AUGGGUCACGGUUCUAAGGACCCUUUCUUCACGCUCGAAGAUGCCAAGGCUUCGUUCAACCUCUUCUGCUGCGUCCUCGGUAUCGGCUCGCUUGGUAUGCCCUCCAACUUCGCACGAGCCGGACCCAUUUACGCGACGAUCUCGCUCGCAUUCAUGUUUUUCGCAAACGUUUACUCGGCUAUCAAACUGUCCAAGGCGAUGCUGGCGGCUCCGUCGUCGGUCAAGACGUACGGUGACCUCGGUGAGUGGGCUUUGGGUAAAUGGGGUCGCUUCUUCUCUGUCGUCUCGCAGAUGGGCGUAUGUGUCCUGGUACCUAUCGCCUUUUUGGUGUUGGGUAGUACACUACUCGAUGUUUUGUUCCCCGACACAUUCAGUCAGACGUUCUGGAUCGUCUUCAUGGCGUUGCUGGUCAUUCCUGUCUGUUUGAUCCCGACACUGAAGGAAAGUGCCGGAAUGGCGUUCGCUGGUUGUAUGGGCACUGCUAUCGCCGACGUGAUCGCUGUGGCGAUGCUGCAGUAUAACAUGCGUGGCCACCCAUCGAUCCCCAAGCCGGAUGUAUCCGUUCACCAGGUUCUAACCUGCUUCGGUAACUUAGCUCUGGCAUACGGCGCUGCUAUCGUGAUCCCAGACUUGCAACGUGAACACUCUCAGCCGCAGCGAAUGCCUCGAGUCCUGAUGAUCACGAUCCUGACUAUCUCGGCUUUUUUCUUCGCGAUCGCGUUGGCUGGAUACACUGCUGGUGGUUGCCAGAUUUCUGGCAAUGUGUUGUACUCUAUUGUGGACACGUCGAACCCGAUGGGACCUGCGCCACUGGGUUUCACGCCUAGUCGUGCUGCUGUUGUUAUGGCGUAUCUCUUUAUGCAGGUACACAUUUCCAUCGCGUUCUCUACUAUGAUGAUGCCGGCCUUCUACAUCGCAGAGCGGUUGGUACUCGGAAUGCACAAGACUGCGCCUAUUGUGCGUUUCAAUCCGGAUGAUGAUGUGGAGAACGUGGACGAUCUGGAGCUGCAGGAAAAGCCUUCUUACAUUCAAGCUUUGACGCCCCAAGAGCGCGGAGUGUCGGCUUCCAGUUUGAUCGAGAAGUCUGACGGGCGGAUGUCGCACCUACGCGCUGCGAUCGAGUUUCCCGAAGAAAUCACUGAGGACCGGCUUCGUGAACCUUACAAGGGGACUAGGAACACUCUGCGCUACAUCACACUGCGUGUUAGUAUGAUCAUCAUCAUGGCUAUCGUCGCUGUGGCUGCUCAAGACAAGUUCCUGGAUCUGGAAGACUUCACGGGAUCGACGGCUCACACGGUUAACUGCAUGUUGAUGCCUGUGAUCAUUUCCCUGCGCGUCUUCUGGAGAAAGAUGUCCGUUCUGGACAAAUCUGCUUCCAUGCUGGUACUGGUCGGCUGUUCGGUGGCCGGUUGCUACGUCAUGAUCCAUGCUGGAGAGAAGCUAUUCACGUCCUCGGAAGACGACACCGCCUUCCCCUACUGUGAAGCAGAGUACCAGGAUGAACCGUACUACAUCCGUAGCACCACCAACUAG